Trematosphaeria pertusa is the source of this 1014-nucleotide messenger RNA. Its product is annotated as NAD(P)-binding protein. The coding region runs from base 1 to 1014 and encodes 337 amino acids. The transcript has 2 exons. The record is from RefSeq and is a predicted model, not a curated record. NCBI's taxonomy places the organism in Eukaryota, Fungi, Ascomycota, Dothideomycetes, Pleosporales, Trematosphaeriaceae.
AUGACCAAGUUGAUCUGCGUCAUCGGAGCCACAGGCAAUCAAGGAGGCUCCGUCGCCCGUCGCUUCGCUCAGGAUCCGGACUACAAAGUCCGCGGAAUUACGCGCAAUCCCUCUUCUGAAGCCGCCCAAGCUCUGGUCUCUGAAGGCAUCGAUGUUGUCGCCGCCGACCUAGACGAUCCGCCAUCCCUCGCUGCCGCCUUCGAGGGGGCGAACCUAAUCUUCAGCGUCACAAACUAUUGGGAACCUUUCUUCCGCCCAGAUUGCAGACAGAAAGCCGCUGAGCAGGGCAUCUCGUGUCGCCGCUACGCAUACGAUGUCGAGUACCGCCAGGGGAAGAACAUCGCAGAUGCUGCGGCGACGGUUGUGGACUCGCUGGUCGAGAAUGGCUUCUUGGUCUCGACGCUAAUUCAUGCGGGGAAGGCUAGCCGAGGGAAGUUUAAAGAGCUGUAUCAUUUCGAUGCGAAGGCUGAUAUAUUUCCGGAGUACGUGGAGGAGAAGUAUCCUAAACUGGCGAAGAAGAUGAGCUGUGUGCAUACGGGGUAUUUCAUGACGAGCUACCGCAUCCUGCCGGAAUGCUACUUUGCAAAGCAAGCAGACGGCUCAUUCCAAACACGCUUUGCCACCGUCCCCAACGAGCCCACCUUCCACCUCGACGUCAACACCGACACGGGCCCCUUCGUCUACGCCGUCGCCCAGAUGCCACCGGGCAAGACUUACAUGGCUUGCGGCACUAUCUGUAGCUGGACCGACUUCAGCGCCACCUGGAGCCGCGUCACGGGCGUUCCUGCGUCUUACAAGCAGGUCACUCGAGAGGAGAUGAUGGAGGCGGUCCCGGAUAGGAUGCUUGCUGAGGAGACUACGGAUAUGUUUGAGUAUACGAGUGAGCUUGGGUAUGCGGGAGGGGCGGAAGUGCUGUUGGCGGAGGAUCUUAGGAAGGCGGGGAUUGAGUGUCCGAUGACGAGUUUGGAGGACUGGAUGAAGAAGCAUGAUUGGAGUGACGUGCUGAAUAAGUAG